Messenger RNA from Rubroshorea leprosula, 2911 nucleotides. Lineage: Eukaryota; Viridiplantae; Streptophyta; Magnoliopsida; Malvales; Dipterocarpaceae. The record is from the annotation of a GenBank genome assembly.
UCAAAACCCACCGUAAUUCCACGACCCGUACGAGGAGAUAUCUGUCAUUUCACAGAACCAGACUCCCUCACUUUUUUUUUUUUUUUUUUCUUCCUUAAUAUUUUCGCGAGAAACAAACAGACAGAGGGAACUCGUCGUGGAAUGCAAAUGACACGAAAUGGGGAGAUCCCGUCGUUUUUCCUCCGCUAUUCAGAUUACGUGAAGUCUCUUUCGUCGGAAUAGAAACCCUAGCCUUUUCUCUGUAACAAUUCUCGGCCGUGAUCCUUCUUUUUUCCGGAGAGAUGACUGAGUCAGCGAAGGUAUCGUAUAUAGUGGUGGUGGACGGGGCGGAGGAGGAGGAGGAGGAGGAGGAGGAGGAGGAGGAGAAGGAAACGUCGUCGUUCCGAUACACGCGUCCUGUUUUGCAGAGCACUCUCCAACUCAUGGGCUGCAAAGCGCGGCAUGCCUUCAAGAUUAGUUCAAGAGUUUUUGAAUUGAUAAGAAGUGAAUCUUGCUCCAAUACUCAACGUCUAGAAGGUAGAGAGACGGUAGGUCUUGAUGUUUUGAGAGGAAACUCUGAUAAGGAAGAUGGUUGUCUUGGUGGCAGCAACUUGGGUAAAGCAGAGGCUGGCAACCGGCUGGUUUCAGAGAAAGAUGACAAAAGUAAGAGUAUACCAUCGGAGUUGAACAAAAGACGCACAACUGUAGUUGUUAGAAGAGAAGCUUUUUUAGAUGUUGUAUGUGAUGCUCUGGCUGAAUAUAAGUACAUUGGUCAUAACCAGAGGGCAGACUUGGUUUUGGCAUGCAGAAUUCGAGAGAGGAAAGAAUCUGUUACUGUGCUGUUGUGCGGUACUAGUGGUUGUGGCAAAUCUACAUUGUCCGCUUUGCUGGGUAGCAGGUUGGGAAUAACAACUGUAACAUCAACUGAUUCUAUCCGGCACAUGAUGCGGAGUUUCGUGGAUGAAAAGCAAAAUCCUCUGCUCUGGGCUUCUACCUAUCAUGCAGGGGAGUGUUUGGAUCCUGUAGCAGUUGCAGAAGCUAAAAGUAAACGAAAAGCCAAAAAAUUGGCAGGGAUUGCAAAAUCACUUCUUAAGGGAGAAGUUUCUGGUUGUUCUGCAGCUGGGAACCCAGAUGCCCAAGCAACAGACGUUAGUUCUGGUAGCAGUGAACUGAUCAGUCCUAAACAGAUGGCUGUCGAAGGAUUCAAGGCACAAAGUGAGAUGGUUAUAGACAGUCUUGACCGACUGAUUACGUCAUGGGAAGAGAGGAGAGAAUCAGUAGUUGUGGAGGGUGUUCACUUAAGCCUUAAUUUUGUUAUGGGGCUUAUGAAGAAACAUCCUUCAAUUAUACCAUUUAUGAUUUAUAUAACAAAUGAAGACAAACACUUGGAGCGGUUUGCAGUUCGUGCAAAAUACAUGACACUGGACCCUGCCAAAAAUAAAUACGUGAAGUAUAUAAAAAACAUCAGAACGAUACAAGAAUAUCUCUGCAAAAGGGCAGAUAAGCAUUUGGUCCCAAAGAUAAACAAUACAAAUGUUGACAAGAGUGUGGCAGCCAUUCAUGCUACAGUUUUUAGUUGUCUUCGCAGGCGUGAAGCUGGUGAGCAGCUUUAUGAUCCCACAACUAAUACAGUUGGUUUGGUUGAUGAGGAAUAUAGGAACCAGUGUGCUGCCAAUUCAAUGGGCUCAAAGGGAAUGUUUCGGCUGCUCCAGAGGAAAGGUUCUUCUAGGCAUCUGAUGGCUCUUCUUAAUACCGAUGGAACUGUGGCAAAAGCCUGGCCAGUUGAUUCACAAGAUAUUACUGGACGUCCUAUCUUGAGCAAUGGGAUGGAGGAUGGGAAACAAAAUCCCAUGUAUGGACCUUUGAAGAUUGACAAGGCUGAGCUAGUUAAUCUUCCAUUUGGUCUAUUUGGAAUCAGUGCUUGGCCUAGUGAUGGUGGCACUAGUCAUGCGGGAAGUAUUGAUGAGUCAAGGGGUGAGGGGACUGAUACUGGCAGUAGAAAUUACUCUUCUUGCUGCAGCUCACCAAGGAUAUCUGAGGGACCUGCCAAGGAGCUUAAGGAGGAACAAUCAGUGCAUGGCAGUGAUGAAGAAGUUGAUGAUCAACCUGAGUUAGGGAGUGAUGAGGAUAUUAGUGAUGACAAUAACAAACUUGUUGAUGAUGAGAUAGGCUCAGUUGAUGAAGAGUCUACGAAGUCAGAUGAAGAGUAUGAUGAUCUGGUAAUGCAGGAUGUGGAGGAGGAUGGCUAUUGGACAGACAAUGAAGAGGCUGGAGAUAAGGUGGUGCCAGUUUCUGGGGACCAAGCAACCCUCAUGAAAGGUGAUAAAUAUAACCAUAAUUUAGACAUCUUCCUUAAAACCAGAAGUGAGAAAUUGGCAGAGCCGCUACGCUCUUACUCUUCCCUGAUUAGAGAGAAGAAAGAGAGGAGGUUGCCACCCUUUGGCAGUGGUAGAUUGAGAAAACGUUCCCUCAGCAUUCCAGCCACGGGGAAAGAUAGUAUCAACGAUCUAAUUCUCUCUGGUGCUCCUGAGAGGUAGACGUUAGACAAACAAUUUUGGUUUUCCUAUCCUGUUGCUUUUUUCUUUCUUUUUGACCCCAUGGAUAUGGAAUUAGAGGUAACCCCUUGCACAACAACUUCCUCCUGUAUAGAGAUGUCUAGUAGGGUCAUCCAGUUGACCUUCAAGGAUUUGUAAUUUAGUGUGAAUUUCUUUUAAUUAUUGUUUAUUUUGGCCCAGAAGCAGCUUCAUUUUAUGGAAGCUCCAUCUGUGCUUUUAUGUUAAUAUUAUUUUAAAAAAUGGUUGCAAAAAACAGAGUUUAUGUAUAUGCUGUUUGGAUUAUUGACCAAGUACAGAGAUAUAUUAGUAUCACUGUCUUGCUAAGUCAAUUGCCAAGGGAGACUGGUAGAAAGAGUGGCCUGUUGAAUGGCUUUGAU